AAAAUAUUUUCUUAAUGUUUUCUUAAUACGUAGCAAUUUUUUAUUAUAUUUUUAAUAUUCAAAUACAAACACACAUACAAUAAGGUGUGUGUGAAAGUGUGAGUGUUUAAGUUAAAGCUGUAGUUUUUUUUUGUUGUUGUUGUGGGGAAUAAAUAGUGCGUUGUUGUUGUAUGUUCGUGGGUUUUCGGGGAGUCAGUCUGAGACUCAAGUCUUGUUUGCGGGUUUUGUGUUUUUAAAAUUAACAAUAUUUGUAGUUGUUGUUAAACACAUUCGGUUUAUAGUCGAUGUUGUUGUUGUUGUUGUUGCUAUUUAUAAACCAAGCUGUGUGCUUUUUUUAAAUUCAUUAUUAUUUAUUGUUGCUAUUGUUGUUGUUAAAAGUGUAGUGUACUUAGAAAAAAGUGAAAAAGCGGUAAUAAUAAAUGAAAUUGUUAUACCUGGCUUCAUAAUCAUUCAUUCCUACAACUACAAGAGAAAAAUAAAAAAAAAUAAAUAAAUUUGAAAAAAAUAAAGAAAUAACCACAAAAAAGCUAACCAAAUAAAAUGAUAAAAGCAAUUCAAGGUGAAAAAAGAAAUACAAAUAAAAGAAAUUGAAUAGAAAAAAUAAAAAAAAAAUAUUUAUUGUAAAAGUAGUAAAUACCCCACCUUUUUAAUCAUUUAAUCAUAAUCAUUUAACUAAUUCCUAUUAAAAGCUAUUUUAUGUCAAAUUAGUGCUAAACAAAUCAACUAAUUUCAAGUGUCAACUUUUUUUUUAACGAAAAUUUUGUUUUUGGAAAUUAAAUUCUUAUUAUUAGCGAGCGUUUAUCAAAAGACCUCAAGCAACAAUAGCAACAACAACUACAAAAAGAGCAAUAUAAUAAUACUUGAUUUAACCAUUAUUUAGUUCAACGAAAAAAAAAAUAAUAAUAUUAAAGACGAAAGAGAAGAGACAACAAGAUUAUAUAAUAAAUAUUAAUAACAACAAAAAAACGACUAUACACCAAAAUCAUUUAUAGUAUAACCACUGAAAGCAGACCGGACCAGACCUACCACACCAGAUUUUAAGUACAUACAUGCAACAGUUUGUUAUACGACUAGGAACAUAUUUUGAAACAAAAGCAACAAAACCAUUUUUAACCCAAGGGGCCUUCAUCUUCUUCAACCACAAGUGCUCCUUCUUCUCCUACUUAUUUAUUUUCAUGCUUAAAAACAUACAAACACUUAUAAAUGUUUAACUAACAAAACAAGAACAACAACUUUGGCUGUGGUAAAAGUUUUAUGUAUGGACACUUAAAGACAAAAUGGGUGACAAUAUAAUUGGUUCGGCCAGCUUUUUGCAUUUGGGUGAUAUUGUUUCACUCUAUGCCGAAGGUAGUGUGUGCGGUUUCUUAAGUACUUUAGGUUUGGUUGAUGAUCGUACUGUUGUGUGUCCGGAGGCAGGUGACUUAAAUUAUCCUCCCAAAAAGUUUAGGGAUUGUUUGAUUAAAGUAUGUCCUAUGAAUCGUUAUUCGGCCCAGAAACAAUUCUGGAAAGCCGCCAAACAAUCAGCCAGCUCGAAUACAGAUACAAAUUUAUUGAAAAGAUUACAUCACGCUGCCGAAAUAGAAAAGAAACAAAAUGAAACGGAAAACAAAAAAAUUCUUGGCCAACAAAUUCAAUACGGCAGUGUGGUACAACUGCUCCAUCUCAAAUCGAAUAAAUUUCUCACCGUUAAUAAACGUCUUCCUUCACUGCUGGAGAAAAAUGCCAUGCGUGUCUAUCUCGAUGCCAAUGGCAAUGAGGGUUCCUGGUUCUAUAUCAUGCCCUUCUAUAAGCUACGUUCCAUAGGCGAUAAUGUGGUCGUGGGCGAUAAAGUUAUUCUCAAUCCCGUUAAUGCUGAUCAACAGAAUCUACAUGUAGCUGCGAAUUAUGAAUUGCCCGAUAAUCCCGGAUGUAAAGAAGUAAAUGUCUUGAAUUCGUCCACCUCCUGGAAAAUCACUUUAUUCAUGGAACAUAAAGAGAAUCAAGAACAUAUACUCAAAGGAGGUGAUGUGGUGCGUUUGUUUCAUGCCGAACAGGAAAAAUUCCUGACCAUGGAUGAGUAUAAAAAGCAGCAGCAUGUUUUCUUGAGAACUACCGGACGUACUAGUGCAACGGCGGCUACUUCUAGUAAAGCUUUGUGGGAAAUCGAAGUGGUACAACAUGAUUCCUGUAGAGGUGGUGCUGGACAUUGGAAUUCUUUGUAUCGUUUUAAACAUUUGGCCACCGGUUAUUAUUUGGCAGCAGAGCUGGACUCUGAAAAUGUCAAUACAUCGGCUCAGCAACAACAACAGCAGCAGCAAGUGCAGCAACCUUUGCAGCAGCAGUUAAUAAAUCUAAGUGGAGAAAAUGCUAAAGACUCCGGAAUAGGCUGUAAUUCAACCAUGAUAGAAAAAACAAAACUGGAGCAAUACCGCUUGGUUUCGGUGCCCUUUUCCACAGAUAUUGCCACCGUCUUUGAACUUGACCCCACCACAAUGGCACGAGCCGAUAGCUUAGUGCCCCAGUCUAGUUAUGUGCGCUUACGGCAUCUUUGCUCCAACACUUGGGUUCAUGCCACUUCCAUACCCAUCGACAUUGAUGAUGACAAACCGGUAAUGUCUAAAGUCUGCUGUUCGCCCAUUAAAGAAGACAAAGAAGCUUUUGCUUUGAUACCAGUCUCACCCGUCGAAGUACGUGAUUUGGACUUUGCCAAUGAUGCCUGCAAAGUAUUGGCCACGGUUACCGCUAAAUUGGAUAAUGGCACUAUAUCGAUUAAUGAAAGACGUUCCUUGAUUUCCUUACUGCAAGAUAUAGUCUAUUUUAUAGCCGGCAUGGAAAAUGAACAGAAUAAAACCAAGGCUUUGGAAUUGACUAUAAAAAAUCCCAAUCGAGAUCGUCAAAAAUUGCUAAGAGAACAAUAUAUUCUAAAGCAAUUGUUCAAGAUCUUGCAGGGUCCCUUUCAAGAGCAUCCGGGCUGUGAUGGACCAUUUUUAAGAUUAGAUGAAUUAAGUGAUCCUAAGAAUAGUCCCUAUAAGAAUAUAUUUCGUUUAUGCUAUCGAAUUUUAAGACUGUCCCAGCAAGACUAUAGAAAAAAUCAGGAAUAUAUAGCCAAACAUUUUGGUUUAAUGCAAAAACAAAUCGGCUAUGAUAUUUUAGCCGAGGACACCAUUACCGCUUUGCUGCACAACAAUCGCAAAUUGUUGGAGAAACAUAUAACCGCUGCUGAAAUUGAAACUUUUGUGGGUUUAGUGCGUAAAAAUAUGCACAAUUGGGAUUCCAGAUUUUUAGAUUAUCUCUCCGAUUUGUGUGUUUCCAAUCGCAAAGCGAUUGCUGUUACCCAGGAACUGAUUUGUAAAAGUGUUUUGAGUACAAAAAAUUCCGAUAUUUUAAUAGAGACACAAGUUAAGGCCAUAAAGCAAAAGAAAACGAAUAAUGUUAAGAAAAAAGAACAUUCCCCUCUUACACCGCUGGCAGAAGAUGAUGAGAAAAUGCCAUUAUUAUCAACAAACACCACUUCCACCUGGGACCUAGAUAGUGUGGAUGAGGAGGAAGAAGUUAAAUAUGAAAUACAUUUAAAGUGGAAGGGUUUACAGGAAUCUCGUUCUAUGGCCGAUUUAGCCAACUGUGUGGCCCAAGGCAAAGAACUGGAGGCAGCCAUUUUAAAUUAUUAUCGUCAUCAAUUAAAUCUUUUCUCCAAUAUGUGUUUAAAUCGUCAAUAUUUGGCUUUAAAUAAUCUUUCGCCGCAUUUGGAUAUAGAUUUGAUAUUAAAAUGCAUGUCCGAUGAGUCCAUGCCUUAUGAAUUGAGAGCCUCUUUUUGCCGUCUUAUGUUACAUUUACAUGUGGAUCGUGAUCCACAGGAGCCGGUUACACCAGUGAAAUAUGCUAGACUUUGGAGUGAAAUACCAUCGAAAAUGUCUAUUUUAGAUUAUGAUGGUAAAAACCAACCGGCUGACUAUAACAAGGAAGCAGUACGUGCCAAAUUUAAUACCACCAUACAAUUUGUUGAAAAUUAUUUGUGCAAUGUGGCGGCCAAAGUUUGGUUAUUUACCGAUCAGGAGCAAAAUAAAUUAACAUUUGAGGUCGUUAAAUUGGCUCGUGAUUUGAUCUAUUUUGGUUUCUAUAGCUUUAGUGAUUUGCUCAGAUUAACGAAAACACUUUUGUGUAUAUUGGAUUGUGUUUCCGAUAAUAAUAUAGAAAGUUCAACAGCUUCCAAUACAGGACGAUUUGUAGCAGCAGAUACAGAUUCGGCUAAUGAGGAAGAACAAGCCGAAGGAGGUGUUUUACGUUCCAUAGGUGAUAUGAACACAGUCAUGACUAGUUUGGCUUUGGGUUCAGUGGGUCAAGUUAUGGCCACGCCCGCCAUAUCACUGCAACAACGUAAAUCUGUGUCCCAGCUUAUGAAAGAGUUCCCCUUAGUGAUGGACACUAAAUUGAAAAUUAUAGAAAUUCUACAAUUCAUACUCGAUGUACGUUUGGAUUAUAGAAUUAGUUGCCUCUUAUCGAUAUUCAAGCGUGAAUUUGAUGAAAGUGAUGCCCAGCAGCAGGCUCAGGCCGAGACAGCAGCACAAAAUCAAGCCAAUCCCGCCGAUCCACAAGCGGCCGCCCAGGCUUUUCAGCAACGUCAAAAGAAUAUCGAUUUAGAGUCAAUUGGUGUACAGGCAGAGGGUAUUUUUGAUUGUGAUAGUGGUGAUGCGGCCAAUUUGGACUUGGAUGGUCAGGGAGGGCGUACUUUCUUGAGAGUUUUAUUGCAUUUAAUUAUGCAUGAUUAUCCACCGUUGGUAUCGGGUGCCCUGCAUUUGCUCUUUCGUCAUUUCAGCCAAAGGCAAGAAGUUUUACAUGCCUUUCGCCAGUGGAUGGGUAUAGUACAACUUUUGGUUUCCGACAGUGAUGUUGAGUCCUAUAAACAAAUUAAACAUGAUUUGGAUAUUUUAAGACAAAGUGUAGAGAAAUCUGAAUUGUGGGUUUAUAAAUCGAAAACUUCAGAGGAAUUAAAUACCACUGGUGGCGAUUCUACUAUUGAUAAUGUUACUUUAAGCAACGAAUAUAAGGCUUCACUGUCCAGCGAACAACUAAAUGAAUAUAAGAAAGUUAAGGAGAUAUUAAUACGCAUGAAUCAGUUUUGUGUAACACCAGGUCCCUAUGUUAAACCUCGCAAACAUGAACAGCGUCUUUUGCGCAACGUUGGUGUCCACACAGUGGUCUUGGAUCUUUUACAAAAUCCCUACGAUGAGAAAGAUGAUGUUCUCAUGAAGGAGUUAAUGUUUUUGGCUCAUGAGUUUUUGCAAAAUUUCUGUUUGGGCAAUCAACAGAAUCAAGUAUUGCUGCACAAUCAUUUGGAUCUAUUCCUGAAUCCAGGGAUCCUAGAAGCCAAAACAGUUUGCUCCAUAUUCAAAGACAACUUGGCUUUAUGCAAUGAGGUCACCGAUAAAGUGGUACAGCAUUUUGUGCACUGCAUCGAAAUACAUGGACGUCAUGUAGUCUAUUUGCAAUUUUUGCAAACUAUUGUGAAAGCUGAAAACCAAUUUAUACGCAAGUGUCAGGACAUGGUAAUGCAGGAAUUAAUUAAUGCUGGCGAAGAAGUUCUAGUGUUUUAUAAUGAUAAAUCCUCGUUUAACCAAUUUGUAACAAUGAUGCAAAAACAAAAAUCAGCUUUAAGUGAUGACAGUCCUCUAAAGUAUCAUGUAGAAUUGGUAAAACUAUUGGCCUGCUGUACCAUGGGCAAAAAUCUUUAUACCGAAAUAAAGUGCAAUAAUCUGUUGUCUUUGGAUGAUAUAGUAGCCAUUAUUUGUAAUCCAGCUUGUAUACCCGAGGUUAAAGAAGCCUAUGUGGAUUUUCUCAACCAUUGUUAUAUAGAUACUGAGGUAGAGAUGAAGGAAAUCUACUCCUCUGGACAUAUGUGGAAUUUGUUUGAGAAAAGCUUUUUGGUGGACAUAAAUCUGUUGAUAGCUGGUGGCAUUAAUGCUGAUAAGUCCCUUAUGAAUUAUGUCCUUAAUGGUGUUUGCACUAUAUUGGCCACCUUCUUUAGCAGUCCCUUCUCAGAUCAAUCGACCAUUGUCCAGUCUAGACAAAUGAUAUUCGUACAAUUACUGCAAGCCUGUUAUCGUUUAUCCCAAUGCAAAUGGUUAAGUCUAGCUGAUCGCUUUAAUGUCGAAAAUUGUAUACGUACUUUGGCUGAGUCGGCCAAAACCAGGAGUAUUGCCAUACCCCUGGAUUUAGAGCAACAGGUGGUGACAAUGUCUAGCAAGACGGCAUUGUUAACUAGACAAACUACCAAAUGGCUUUUAGCCUCGAAACAGCCAAAAUAUGAGACACAGAAUUCGGGUAAUUUAAUGCGAUUAGAUAGGUCCAUUAUAGAAGGCUUGCAGGAUAUUGUAUCACUAUUGGAGGAACAAUUAAAGCCAGUAGUGGAAGCAGAAUUGUCUUUACUGGUAGACAUACUAUAUCGCUCGGAAUUGUUAUUCCCAGUGGGUACAGAUGCGCGUCGUAGAUGUGAGUCGGGUGGUUUUAUACGCAAAUUGAUCAAGCACACCGAGAAGUUGUUGGAGGAAAAGGAGGAGAAAUUGUGUGUUAAGGUGUUGAAAACUUUAAGAGAAAUGAUGGCCAUAGAUGUGAAUUAUGGUGAAAAGGGUGAUAACUUAAGGAAUACCUUGCUAAAACGUUAUUUUGAUAUAAAACCUUGUAACAGCUCACGAACACCCGUGGAGCAGAAAAAUGAUUUAGCUGCCUUGGUUAUGCCUAGCCAGGAAAGUCAGAAGCAUUUGAAUAUGGUUACUCAUGGUCCAGGAGCCAAAUAUUUGCAAAGAGCCGAAAAAACCUUACACGAAGUACAAAAUCAUUUGGAUCGUGAGGGAGCCUCUGAUUUGGUUAUAGAAUUGGUUAUUAAAUCUGUACACUCACCCUCUAUAUUUGUAGAGGCCAUAGAAUUGGGCAUAGCUCUCUUAGAGGGUGGUAAUCCCAUCAUACAAAAAGGCAUGUUCAAUAAAUUCCUUAGCGGUGACUUAAAUCAGCCUUUCUUCAAGGUAUUCUUUGACAAAAUGAAAGAUUCACAGCAGGAAAUAAAAUCUACGGUAACGGUCAACACUUCGGAUAUUGCUGCCAAGGCUCAUGAAAGUAAGCAGGAUGUUAACUUGGAAUUGGAUAAAAUUUCUCGUAAACAUGGUGUCAAAACUAAUGGUGUGGUCAUAACCGAAGAACUAAGAAAAGAACUGCAUAAUGCUGGCCUAGCCACCGCAAGAGCCUUUAGCAAUGCUCGCAAUCUACAUGCUGGAGAAGAUUCUACUUCCCUUAACAUCAACAGUCCUUUGGAGGAUAUAUUAGCGGAGAAACUAGACAAACACAAGGAUAAUAAAGAAGAACGCAAUAAGCUCUCCAAUAAAGUUCUAGUAAUGCAACCCAUCUUAAGAUUCCUGCAGCUGUUGUGUGAAAAUCAUAAUCCCGAUUUGCAAAAUCUUUUGCGCAAUCAAAACAAUAAAACCAACUACAAUCUGGUGUCGGAGACCUUAAUGUUCCUAGAUUGCAUUUGUGGUUCCACUACCGGUGGUUUGGGACUUUUGGGUCUUUAUAUCAAUGAAAACAAUGUGGCUCUUAUCAAUCAAACACUCGAAACUUUAACGGAAUAUUGUCAGGGUCCCUGUCAUGAGAAUCAAAAUUGUAUAGCCACCCAUGAAUCGAAUGGUCUGGAUAUUAUAACCGCUCUCAUUUUGAAUAACAUAAAUCCUUUGGGUGAAAAUCGCAUGGAUUUAGUGUUGGAAUUGAAAAAUAAUGCCUCGAAGCUUUUGCUCGCCAUUAUGGAAUCUCGCGGUGAUAGUGAAAAUGCCGAACGUAUUCUCUACAAUAUGAAUCCCAAGCAACUGGUGGAAGUGGCCUGCAAAGCUUAUCAUCAGGAGGAAAUGAUUGAUGAUCAUGAUAGUGACGAUGAUCCCGUAGAUACUGAUCAUGAUGAUGAAGAUGUUUCGGUUAGUCCGCGUGAGGUGGGUCACAAUAUCUAUAUAUUGUGUCAUCAGUUGGCUCAACACAAUAAGGAAUUGGCGGCAUUGCUGAAGGCCUCCGAGGAUCCUCAAUCGGCGAAUUUCGAUGCGAAAAUGAGUCAGGCUUUAAUGUAUUAUGCCACGCAUACAGCACAAAUUGAAAUUGUUCGUCACGAUCGUACAUUGGAGCAAAUUGUCUUUCCUAUUCCGGAAAUAUGCGAGUAUCUGACAACGGAUACCAAAAUGAAAAUAUUCCAUACGGCCGAACGUGAUGAUCAAGGCUCUAAAGUGGUGGAUUUCUUUGAUAAGGCUGAAGAAAUGUUUAACGAAAUGAAGUGGCAGAAAAAGCUAAGAGGACAACCUUUCCUAUUCUGGGUCAGCAGUUACAUGUCAUUGUGGAGUAAUAUAUUAUUUAAUUGUGUGGUCGUUAUUAAUUUAAUUGUAGCAUUUUUCUAUCCCUUCGAUAACACUGUGCCUGAACUCAGUCCACAUAUUUCUUUAUUAUUUUGGGCCAUCUUGAUAUUUUCUUUAGUUAUAGUCAUUACAUUACCUCGUGAAUCUGGCAUACGUACAUUAAUAGGUUCAAUUAUAUUACGUUCGAUAUUUUUACUGGGACCGGAGUCAACGCUGUGUUUGCUGGGUGUGGUAACGGUCACUUUAAAAAGUGUCCAUAUUAUAAGUAUAAUGGGCAAUAAGGGCACAUUGGAAAAGCACUUCUUUAAAAUUAUAACCGAUUUUCAAUUGUUAUAUCACUGCAUUUAUAUAGUUUUCUGUUUCUGUGGACUACUAUUUCAUCCAUUCUUCUAUUCACUGCUGCUUUUCGAUGUUGUCUACCGUGAGGAAACCCUGGUUAAUGUUAUACGUUCCGUAACUCGCAAUGGCCGUUCUAUAGUUUUGACUGCUGUUUUGGCUUUGAUUUUGGUCUAUCUGUUUUCUAUUAUUGGUUAUAUGUUCUUUAGGGAUGAUUUCCUUGUUCCAGUAGAUGUUGAAGAAGUGGAAAAUGCGGUCGAUGCUACGUUAUCGGUUACUCCCGAUGGCACGUGUCCUUCUCCAGAUGAUUUGCAAACUUCCAGAUUAGUUGAGACUGGUGGUGGCGGUGGUGAUGUUAAGGAACGUGCUUGCGACUCUUUGGUUAUGUGUAUUGUAACGACUCUAAAUCAGGGUUUAAGAAAUGGAGGUGGUAUUGGUGAUAUUUUGAGAGCACCUUCAAGCAAGGAGGGACUUUUUGCCGCUCGUGUCAUCUACGAUCUACUCUUCUUCUUCAUUGUCAUCAUUAUCGUACUAAAUCUGAUUUUUGGUGUCAUCAUCGAUACCUUUGCCGAUCUGAGAAGUGAAAAGCAGCAAAAAGAAUUGAUUCUGAAAAAUACCUGUUUCAUAUGUGGUCUCAAUCGUUCGGCUUUCGAUAAUAAGACGGUCAGCUUCGAAGAACACAUUAAAUCCGAACACAAUAUGUGGCAUUAUCUCUACUUUAUAGUUUUGGUUAAGGUAAAAGAUCCAACAGAAUUUACAGGACCCGAAUCGUAUGUCUAUGCCAUGGUUAAAGCGGGCAUAUUAGAUUGGUUCCCACGUUUAAGGGCCAUGUCUUUGGCAGCAGUUGAUGCUGACGGUGAACAGAUAGAAUUGCGUAGCAUGCAGGCACAAUUGCUGGAGACCCAGAUGUUAAUAACAAAUUUAUCACAACAAUUGCAUGAACUGAAGGAUCACAUGACAGAGCAGCGCAAACAAAAACAACGUUUGGGUUUGUUGAAUACAACAGCAAGUAGUUUUUUGGCCGGCUAUCAAUUCCAAUAAAUGAGUUUAGUUUGAAAUUUCAUAAAAAACUUCAUGAUUGACAAUUAUUUUAAAGUUUUUUUUUUCGCGCUUAAGCUGUUUUUAACUUUAUUUGAAACUUUUAUUUUUAUUAUUUUAUUAUAUUAACAAAUUGUGAUCUUUAAAUAUUUUUAAAACAAACAAAAAUAACAACUAAACAAACCUCAUAUUAAUGACUUUUUUGUAACAUUUGUUUUUUAUAAAAAUUUUAGUUUUUUGUUUUUUUUUUAAUAAUAAUUAUUACCUUUUUUGCAACAUUGUACUUUAACUUAAAGUUUAUUUGUUUGUUUUUUAUUUAAUUUUUUUUUUUUAAAUGCACUUUGUGUUUUUGUUACUGUUAUACAUCUUUUACAUUUAAAAAUGCAACUGUUAUACAACUGUUAUACAAUUUUAUUCUACUAAUAAGCAUUUAACUUUACUAUAUAAAAACUAAAAAGCAAACAAAACAUUAUUUAAAUUGUAAACUAUCCAAAAAAAUUAAAAAUUAACAACUAUUUAAUCGAAUGAGUAAUUUUAUUAAAUGUUUGCAAAGAAUAAUUAAAGAAAUAAGAAUGUAAUACGUCUAGCAGAAAGUAAAGUAAAUUGAAGAAUAUAGUAGUCAUAAAUUAAUAUGCAAUACACGUUAUAUUAAGAAUAAAAAGCACUAUAUAC
This is a messenger RNA of Lucilia sericata (common green bottle fly), 10403 nucleotides long. It is a transcript of the gene Itpr, whose product is annotated as inositol 1,4,5-trisphosphate receptor. The record is from RefSeq and is a predicted model, not a curated record. Gene Ontology annotation, biological process: calcium ion transmembrane transport. Bases 1278 to 9734 code for a protein of 2818 amino acids. Gene Ontology annotation, molecular function: inositol 1,4,5-trisphosphate-gated calcium channel activity; inositol 1,4,5 trisphosphate binding. Gene Ontology annotation, cellular component: membrane; endoplasmic reticulum. NCBI's taxonomy places the organism in Eukaryota, Metazoa, Arthropoda, Insecta, Diptera, Calliphoridae. The transcript is spliced from 26 exons.